Messenger RNA from Protopterus annectens (West African lungfish), 2584 nucleotides. Its product is annotated as kinesin-like protein KIF20A. NCBI's taxonomy places the organism in Eukaryota, Metazoa, Chordata, Ceratodontiformes, Protopteridae. Gene Ontology annotation, cellular component: kinesin complex; microtubule; nucleus. The coding region runs from base 1 to 1683 and encodes 560 amino acids. Gene Ontology annotation, biological process: microtubule-based movement. The transcript has 12 exons. The record is from RefSeq and is a predicted model, not a curated record. Gene Ontology annotation, molecular function: ATP binding; microtubule binding; microtubule motor activity.
AUGGAAAGUCAACAUUUUAUUUUACAGUUUAUACCCAUUGCUGUCAAUGGCAGCACGCCGGAUAAUCUGACGUGGAUUAAUGUUUGCAAUCUGGAGGAGGCAUGCAGAAUCUUGAAAAUAGGAAAUAAGAACCGAAGUCUUGCAUGUACUAAACUUAACCAGCAGUCAAGCAGAAGCCAUAGCAUAUUUUCUGUGAAACUUCUGAGGAUCAGUAAAGAGGAUAACCCACAAGUGCUUAGAAUUUCACAGCUGUCACUUUGUGACUUAGCUGGAUCAGAGCGUUGUAAUAAAACUGAGACCAUUGGAGAUCGACUGAAAGAAGCCGGGAAUAUCAAUAACUCGCUUCUUAUUCUUGGCAAGUGCAUAGCAGCACUGAGACAGAACCAACACACAAAGGUGAAGCAGAAUUGCAUUCCUUUCAGGGAGAGCAAACUGACACGUCUAUUUCAAGCAUUCUUUUGUGGCAAAGGCAAAGCCUGCAUGAUCGUUAAUAUAAACCAAUGUGCGUCUUUGUACGAUGAAACUUUGCAUGUGAUGAAAUUUUCAGCUGUUGCAAGGCAGGUGGUACAGACAAUCCAGCCCAAAUCCCUCACUUUUCUUACUCCUCGGCUGGUUGGGAAAGAUGGCAAGCCUAUUUCCAAGACGGAAUCUGUUGAUGCCCUUUCUGAAACAUACAUUUCAGAUGAUGACCUCCUAGAUUCAGAAGAUGAUGUUGAUACCUCAAUCCUGGAGAGUAAGGAUCUUCUAAAAAUCAUUGACAGCUUAAAGGAGAAAUUAAUAACAGAACGUCAGAAUAAAUUGGUACUCGAGGCACAGAUCAGAAAUGAGAUGGGAGAAGCAAUGUUACAACAGCUGAUGGAAACUGAGGAGAUGUGGAGCAAACGACUUGAAGAACUGAAAGAAAGCUAUGAAGAGAAGAUGGACUCCAGAUUCGAUAUGUACAAAGAGGCCGUAAAGCGACAUGCCCGUCUAAGUGCUCAGAAAGAAGUGACGCAGAACUAUGUCACAAUGGAAGAAUUUCUUGCAGAACAGAAAAAAGUCCUGGAAAGAGAUAGGAGGAUAUCCAUGCUAGAGGCAGCCCUAGAUGCUUGUCGUGAUCCUGAGGGUAUGUCGUCAUUUUUUGGCUGUUCAAUGCUAAAGGAGACUGAACCAUGUGACACUGUGUUAAAUGAAGCAAUGAUGGAGAAGGACUUGGAUACAGAGUGCGAUCACAAGGAACUGUGCAGUAUUGUAGCAGAACUGGAACAACAAUGUGAAAAGAAAGACAAGGUUAUAGAAACUUUAAGAACAGAAAUUGAACAGCAGUCUAAAUCAUUACAUGCCAUAGAACAGACACUGAAGGAGAAAAUUGUCGAAACUGAUGACAUGAAGAAAACAAUGGAAGAAAAGGAAAUUGGUUUCAAAUGUGCAAAACAAACUGAUGCAGAACGCAUUCUUGAAUUAGAGAACAGCAUUUCAGAACUUAAAGAAAUAUUGGAUGCGACCAAAAAGGUGGACUUGCCAUCAGAUAAUGAUGUCCCACCAAAACGUAAGAAGGGAUUGUUUGCAAAUCUGAAGUCUUCAAUGGCUGCUACUUCACCCAAACGGUAUGCUCUGCGCCAAGCGCUCUCAAAGUCUGUCUUGGAUACACCAACUAGUUCCAGAAAACAAAAAGGCCAGAAGGUGGAUGAGCAAAACAUUUAAAUAAAGGCAAACAGUUUAGUGAAAGCUGAUCAUGACCUUAUGGACUCUGUAGUUUUACAAGUUUACAGGGGAGUACUUAAAAUGUGACACACAAAUUUUACAAAGAAGUCUCAUCAGUAUUUAUGCUUUUUUAUUUAUAUAAUUUGUUCAUUUUUAAGUAUUAGUAUUUUAGGCUAUACUAGACCACAAAUUUAUUCUUGGUAAGUUUCUAAAACAUGCUGAGUUUCAAGACCAUGAAAAGAAGCUGGAAAUGAUUAACUAAAAACUUUGAGAUCAAAUAACAGUGCACCAACUUAACUUUUAAUCUGACAACUCACCAAAAGCCAUACAUUUUAAUUGCAUUCUCUUGUAUUUCCUAUGAUGAGUAAUUGAAUUAAUAUAUAAAUAAAGGAAAUUGUGGUGGGCUCUGUCUCCCAGUAGCUCUCAAUUUUUGUGAUUUGAAUCUAAUAUAUAAUUGACUGGAUGAUAAAGCAUCAUACACACACACAAAUACGACAGGUGGCAUCAGGAAUAUAAGCUAUCAGACAGCUGCCCAUUUGGGCAUUUACUGUUGGUUGGAAAGGUGCUUCACAGGAAAUAUGACUGAAUGUAAUGCAUACCUCAGAAAAAUAAUUAAUAUCAAUACUUAGCAUUUUACAUUGUCAGGCCUGGGAUAUUGGUGCAGUUUGUCUGGAAACGGUUCUUCCAGCUGAAAGCUACACCGCAUGUUUUUUAAGUGUCUUCUAUUCCCUAUUGUGAUGUCAGUGUUAAGCAGUUUUAUAAUACUGUCUUUACUAUUUUAAAUGAAUUAGUGUAACAUUUAGAUUUCUUAUUUAAAUAUAUCAAUUCUGUGCAUCCAGAAUUGAAUUUAUGCAAUUAUUCCAUGGACUGUUUUUCAAAUAAAGUUUAAAUUUUGGAUUAC